This is a messenger RNA of Elaeis guineensis (African oil palm), 2631 nucleotides long. RefSeq names its product putative mannan endo-1,4-beta-mannosidase 9. Gene Ontology annotation, biological process: polysaccharide catabolic process. NCBI's taxonomy places the organism in Eukaryota, Viridiplantae, Streptophyta, Magnoliopsida, Arecales, Arecaceae. The record is from RefSeq and is a predicted model, not a curated record. Gene Ontology annotation, molecular function: mannan endo-1,4-beta-mannosidase activity.
UUUCCCGAAGGAAGGUUCGCCGGUUGGCCAUAGCUAAAAACUUUGCGUACAACCGGGACCCACACAAGGAUCGCAGGUUGAGGAAAGGUAUGAAGCCAAGACCCGGUGGAAGGAGACCAAAAUCUGAGGAAUGCUUAACGAAAUCCCUUGCUUUCAGCAAUACAUCUCUCUCCAUGCUUACAUGAUUCAUUGCAUCCAAUCUUGGCAGCUUAUAAUAAUAAGGAAGAUGCUCCGUGGUGUGUGGGUAUAUAUAUAUAUAGCAUAUGCCUUUUAGGCCCUGAUGAAUAAAUGUCCCUUGCAAGAAAAUUCCAUCCACGCCCAUAUUAAUUAAUUACAUCCACCCAGGCGAUUCAUCAUAUAUAUCUCGGUGUCUCGGCUGGCUAGCUAGCUUUGAUUCCGAUUGACGAUGCAAGGAAACCGAUUCUUCUGCAGCUUCUCUCUCCUGAUUCUGCUGCUAGCUGUAGCUUUUGGACAUGGUAGAGCUCACGGUGGCGGAGGUUUCGUGACGACCAACGGAACGGGCUUCGUCAUGAACGGGCGCCCGUUCUACUCGAAUGGCUUCAAUGCUUAUUGGUUGAUGUACAUGGCGUCCGACCCGGCGGGAAGGAGCAAGGUAUCAUCUGCUUUCCAACAGGCCUCCAGCCAUGGGAUGAAGGUGGUCAGGACUUGGGCUUUUAGUGAUGGCGGACAUAAAGCCCUGCAAUGCUCUCCGGGCUCUUACGAUGAGAAUAUGUUCCAGGGAUUAGACUUUGUGAUUUCUGAGGCCAGAAAGUAUGGGGUCUACCUGAUACUGAGUUUGGUCAACAACCAUGAAGAUUUCGGGGGAAAGAGACAAUACGUGCGGUGGGCAAGGGACGAGGGCCGGUCUACGGGCUCUGAUGAUGACUUCUUCCAGAAUGAUGUUGUCAAGUCUUUCUACAAAAACCACGUCAAGACAAUCCUCACUAGGAACAACACAAUGACAGGAAUGGCGUACAGGGAUGAUCCAACCAUCUUCGCAUGGGAACUCAUUAACGAGCCCCGGUGCCAAAGUGACCUCUCUGGCAGAAUCCUACAGGAUUGGAUUACUGAGAUGGCUGCUUACGUCAAGUCCAUAGACAGCCGGCAUCUGCUUGAAGUUGGAGCUGAAGGGUUCUAUGGAGAUUCGAUUUUUGGAAGGAAGCAAUUCAACCCUGGGGGCUGCGAGGUUGGUACAGAUUUCAUCGCCAACAAUCAGAUCCCCGAAAUUGAUUUCGCCACCAUUCAUGCGUACCCUGAUCAGUGGAUCCCAGGAUCAAGUGAGCAGGCUCAGUUGGUUUUCCUCCAGCAUUGGAUACAAUCCCACAUUGGAGAUGCAGAUGCAGUUGUGAGGAAGCCACUAGUCAUUACGGAGUUCGGCAAGUCCUCCAGGCUUUCAGGCUACACGGUUCGCAAGAGAGACACCAUGUAUCGGAUGGUGUACAACUCAAUAUAUGCAUCAGCCAGAAGUGGCGGCCCCUGCAGAGGUGGCCUAUUCUGGCAGCUGUUGAUUCAGGGGAUGGAUGGCUUCAGAGAUGGCUAUGAGAUCAUAUUUUCUGAAUGCCCCCUCAUUGAAAAUAUCAUCUCUCGGCAAUCCCGUAGGACCUCAAGCCUAAUAAGCACCCCAUAUACACAUCAAAGACGUGAACAUUUCAUUCAGAAACAACAGCAAGGGAGCUGCAAGUAGCAGCAAAUGAGCAGACCACCUGAGAAACAUCUCUCUCUCUCUCUCUUUUGGGUGUACAUGUGAGAAACUAGUUCGCAAGGGUAGGGAUUUUAGAGAUUUGUUGCCCACUCUAAAGCAUUUGAAACAGUUGCUCUGGGACUGAGCAACACAUUCUACUAUGCAAGGAUCAGGUUAGGGUUCCCUCCUAUUUUUUUAUUAAGUUUAUUUAUCAGUUCUUUUUGAUCUUGACAAUCAGUAAUAUGUUAUUGAGCGUUGACAUAUUACCGAGCUUCCUCUCCCCAAAUCCCCAUGGAGCUUCCUCCCAUCCUAAAUAAACGUAUGGACGCACGCCAGUCCAUGCACACGCGUGACACACACACACACCAACACACACACACACAGAGAGAGAGAGAGUAAUCAUGUUGGCAUGGUCAGCUCUUAUACAUACAAAAGUUAAAAUUUUGAUUUCUUUGUGCAUAACUGUGACAAACCUCAUGAUUGUCAAUUUUUUAAUGUAAUCUAUGUUUCCUCUCAAAAAGAUGUGAUCAAUGUUCAUGAUAAUAAUUCUGUGAUGCUUUGUGAAGACCCAUUCAUUUGUCAGAUUUGAUUUGAUUUUAAUAUAUAAAAGAUAAUACCUAUUCCGAUGAUUUUUUUUUUCUUUUUUUUAAAGUGUAAACGAGGGAAGUGUAAGCUUCCUUAGAUUUAUUGUUGGUCCAAGACGUUGCGAUAAAAUAAGGGAAAGUCACUAUAGCAUAGCUACUGCGAUUAAGUUGAAUCUACUAUUUUUGCUUGGUAUUAAUACAUCCAAGGUCCAUUUUAAACUUAAAAUAGUUUCUAGCUCCCUUGACCAUUUGCAUGAUUUCUCUGAUGGAACCCUUAUUUAUUUUCUUUUUGGUGCAAGAUGCAGUCUAUCUAAAGCUUGUCCAAGACAGUCUCUCUAAUAUUUCCUAUUUCUAUCUUCCAUAAUC